This is a messenger RNA of Cokeromyces recurvatus, 1419 nucleotides long. RefSeq lists its product as uncharacterized. The transcript is spliced from 4 exons. Lineage: Eukaryota; Fungi; Mucoromycota; Mucoromycetes; Mucorales; Mucoraceae. Gene Ontology annotation, molecular function: protein binding. The record is from RefSeq and is a predicted model, not a curated record. The coding region runs from base 237 to 1220 and encodes 327 amino acids.
GAUUAUUCUUAAAAUAUAAGUAAUUUUUAUAGUUAUAAAGAAGAAGAAUUGAAUGCAAUGUGACAAAUGAGAAAGAAAGGAAAAAGAAGAAUAUAAAAAUUUUAUGCACUAAUAAAGAUAUAAUUUGUCUUAAUUAUAAAUAUCUAUCAUUACUAUUUUUUUUUUUAUAAUGAAACCCAUUUUUUAUUAAUAUUAUUUCUUCUCUCUCUUUCCUUUUCUUUUCUUUCCUUUUUAAAAUGAAUCAUAUUAGUUCAACAUUAAAUGACGACAAUAAAUCAGUAAAUGAAGUUGACUGGAUAGAUACAGAUGCAUCUGAAGAUGAAGAUUAUUUACCUCAAUUUCCUCUUGAACAACAAAUCUCUAUAAUAAUACCUUCAUUUAAAAGCCAGGAAGAUGAAGAUGAAGAUAGAAAAAGAAGUCGUAUAAAUUCAUUAAGUUGGGAUAUAAAUACAAGGGAAUUAUUUCGACGUAAAUUAUGUAAUGAAACACCAAAUGAUAAAGUACGUCAAGCCAUUGAUUCAACGAUUGAUAAUGGACUUGAACAAGUGGAUAUUAGUAAUAUAGGCUUGAUUGAAAUACCAGAUGAGAUUGGCGAACUCAGAUAUGUUACAGUUCUUCAUAAUGAUAUAGUCAAAGCUGCCUCAUUACAAUUAUAUCUUUACAAUAAUGAUAUUACAAGAAUAAAUCCUAUAUUAUUUCAAUUGAAGAAUCUAACAGUAUUAAGUCUUCGAAAUAACCAUUUGAAGUUUAUUCCACCUGAGAUUGCCUUACUUGAGAAUUUAGUAGAACUUUCACUAGGAAACAAUCAGUUGACCUAUUUGCCAGGUGAAUUAUUGAGAUUAAAAAAGUUAAGCAUAUUAUCUUUAUUACCUAAUCCAUUUAUUUCACUUCCGGAAAAUCGUUCACAUUAUCAGCAACUUAAACCAGUGACUGUAACAAGUUUAACUGAAAUAGCAACUCGAUUCAUAUUAGCCAACUCAUCUAUAAAAUUACAUAAAUAUUCAAGCAUUAUACCAGACCGCUUAUUACAUCGCUUUCAAUCCAUAUCAUCCGUCCAUCAUUGUGAACAUUGUAAUAUAUUAUUCCAUUCACCUGAUGUCGAAGAACUUGUGUGGAGAAAUGUUGCCGGUAAUCAUCAUAUUCCUGUAUUAUAUCGUUUUUGCUCUAUUGUCUGUCGUAAUAAUUUCCCUCUUAUUCAAAAAUUAUCUAAUAAAUCCUAAUAAUUUAUAAUAACAUGAUGGCCACCAAUGAAUGAAAAAAAAUGGAUGAGCCAAUGAAUGGACGGAUGGAUGUGGAUGCAAAUCCAUCUUGCUAUUUAUCGGUUAUUUAAAAUUUAAAAGCCGUUGUCCAAUCAUAUAUUUAGAAAUAAGGAGGGACGGGCUUUUUUCAAUUGUAAUUUGACCUUUCAUCUAAUGAUUC